GUGUUUAAGAUUACAUGCAGAUAGCAUGGCGUUUAGCGGAUUAGUUGCUGUGUGUCGAAAGUCAUACUUACUAUAUUAUAAUUUUCAGAUAAAUUUAAAUAGCCUUUCUGUUGGAUGUAUAGGUGUUCUUGGAGGGAAUGUACAAACUCGAUGGCUUGGUCGGAAUACUCCUAAACGACGGAGGACCAAACCUCCUUUUUGGUGGCCUAGGAGAAAAAGGAAGUUUUUUGAAGAAGGAUUGACAAAAGAAAACAAGCAAAGUCUCCAGGAUGUCAUUAAAGACAAGUUUUUAGCUCCUGGAGAAAGUCCUUUAAAAGAACCCCCAUGGGAGAAGGGAGAAUGGACUUCAGGGUCAUGGAGGACAGGAGUCAUUGCCAAAAAGAUAGGUGUCUACCCUAUGUGGACUAAGUCAGGAGUAAGAUUAUUGACUACAUUACUACAGGUAGUUGAUAAUCAUGUAAUUAAGUACCAUCCUCCAGAAGCUUUUGUUAAUACACCAUUUGGAAAAAAAUAUGAAGGAAAAGGAUGUAUUGUAGUUGGAGCUGAAAGUUCUGAUCCUCAGCUGUUCACAGCAGAAUAUAAUGGACUCUUUAAAGAAGCUGGGGUAAUGCCUAAAAGAAAGCUGACUCGUUUCAUUGUUACGCCAAACGCAGCAAUUCAACCAGGGACACCUCUGUUCGCUGCUCACUUUCGACCAGGUGAUUACGUGAACGUCUUUGGGAAAACGUAAGUAUAAAAAUAUUAAAGUCUGUGAGGAAAUCGUUUGCU
Messenger RNA from Limulus polyphemus (Atlantic horseshoe crab), 768 nucleotides. Its product is annotated as 39S ribosomal protein L3, mitochondrial-like. The transcript is spliced from 6 exons. The record is from RefSeq and is a predicted model, not a curated record. Gene Ontology annotation, biological process: translation. Gene Ontology annotation, cellular component: mitochondrial large ribosomal subunit; ribosome. Bases 26 to 730 code for a protein of 234 amino acids. Gene Ontology annotation, molecular function: structural constituent of ribosome. Lineage: Eukaryota; Metazoa; Arthropoda; Merostomata; Xiphosura; Limulidae.